CUUGAGCGGGAGUACGAAAAGCACGCACAGCUGAUUUCCUUCGCAGCGCUUGCUUGUCAGCAAAGAUUGUGUACAGUCGCAGUACAACAAUAACAGCAUGAAGCCGAUAGUUGUUGCCGACGAAAUGUUUCCGGAGGGCCCUGGCCCAUUUAUGGACCUGGAAGAGGCAGGGGGAUCAUCAGGAUUGCUGAUGGAUCUAGCGGCGAACGAGAAGGAUGUGCAUGCUGAUUUUUUCAAUGAGUUUGAAGAUUUGUUUGACGAAGACGAGGAGGCACAGAUGUAGAUGGUUUGGAGCAUGGAGCCCUACGGAACCUCCCAUUGAAACGGCGUAAACACGACGAAUUGUGUAAAAAAGUCGACAGUUUCUCAAGAUUCGUUUCACACGUUCGAUAUUGAUGACGGUAUUGAAUAACAUCCUUUUCGUGAGCUAAUGUGCUUCUUUAUCUGUAACAAUCCCUACCGACUAUGGGUCCUGUAAACUGGAUGGGGGGUGGUGUGUGGAGGGCGUGAUGGGCGUUUGUGGAUAAUCCAGCAAACUCUUACAUUUUUCAUUCUAAACUAAGCAUAUAAAAUGGCCAGCAAUAUGGAUAAGAACAUAAAUUGAAGGAAUAAACUGAGUUCUGUCGUAAUUAAACCAAA
Molecule: messenger RNA, 639 nt
Organism: Anopheles stephensi (Asian malaria mosquito)
Lineage: Eukaryota; Metazoa; Arthropoda; Insecta; Diptera; Culicidae
Product: COP9 signalosome complex subunit 9
Exons: 3
Coding region: 98-283 (61 amino acids)
Biological process (GO): negative regulation of protein neddylation
Source: RefSeq, a predicted model, not a curated record